Molecule: messenger RNA, 2105 nt
Organism: Papaver somniferum (opium poppy)
Lineage: Eukaryota; Viridiplantae; Streptophyta; Magnoliopsida; Ranunculales; Papaveraceae
Product: cyclin-D-binding Myb-like transcription factor 1
Exons: 13
Coding region: 1-1833 (610 amino acids)
Source: RefSeq, a predicted model, not a curated record
AUGGAUGAAGAGAAUGUACUGCGAAAGAGCGAAAAGAAGAAGCACAAAAGAAACAAGGACAUAGAGGCUUUAAGUGCCUCAGAAGUACCUACAGAGGAGAAGAAGAAGAAGCACAAGAGAAACAAGGAAAUAGAGGCUUUGAGCUCUUCAGAAGUACCUACAGAGGAGAAGAAUAAGAAGAAGAAGCACAGGAAAAGUGAGGAAAAAGAGUCUUUAAGUACCCCAGAAGUACCUACAGAGAAGAAAAAGAAGAAGAAGCACGAGAGAAACAAGGAGAUAGAGGCUUUAAGUACCUCAGAAGUACCCACAGAUGUGGGAGGUGAGAAGGGGUCUGAGGAGAAAGAAGAAUCUGCAACUGAUGAAGCGGCUUCUGAAGGGAAGGAUCACAUUGAUGUGAGCGGUGAGGAAAAUAAUGAGCAUGUGAAGAAGGGGAAGGGUAAAAAAAAUAAAAGAAAGAAUGAAAAUGGAGGUGAUUAUGGAGAAAGCUGCAUUGAGAAGUCUGACGGUGAGAAGAAGAAGAAGAAAAAGAAAGGGACCAAAUCGGAUGCAAAUAUUGGAGAUGUUGAAACACAAAACAAUCUCGGAAGCACAAAUGAGCAUUUGAGGAACUCGGGUACCAAAAAAUCAUCCAAAAGAGUAAAAUUUUCUAAUCAUGUAGAAGUCUUCCCUGCAGCUGAUGACCAAGAUGAUCAGGAGGAAGACGCAGGAACUGAGUUGGUUCAAUGUAAGCGGUUUACGAGGGAAGAAGAUCAAAUAAUCAAAGAUGCUGUUCACAGGUAUAUGGAGAUACAUGAAUUGGGUGAGGACGGCUUGGAUAUGAUUCUGCACUCCGAGAAACAUCCAAAUAUAAGAGGAUGUUGGAAGGAAAUAGGGGCUGCCUUACCGUAUAGGCAUGUGAACGCAGUAUGUCAGAGAGCACAUACUUUGUUUACGAGGGAGGACCAAGAUGAUGUGGAGGAAAACCCAGGAAUGGAGCUGGUUCGAGGUAAGAGGUUCACAAAGGAAGAAGAUCAGAUACUCAGAGAUGCCGUUCAUAAGUAUAUAAAGAUACAUGAAUUGGGUGAGGACGGCGUGGAUAUGGUUCUGCACUCGGGGAAACAUCGAAAUGUAAGAGGAUGUUGGAAGGAAAUAGGCGCUUCCAUACCGUAUAGGCCUACCGAAGCAGUAUAUCAGAGAGCACAUACUUUGUUUACGAGGGAUGAAUCACGGAAGUGGACUGAGGAUGAAAAAGCGUUUGUCUUAAAGUAUUAUGAAAAGCAUGGACCAGACUGGAAAACGAUGGCCGAAGUCCUUGGAAAGAAUCGAUAUCAUGUUAAGGAUAUAUGGCGUCGGAUAUAUCGUACGGGUCUUAGAAAGGGUAAGUGGACUCAAGAGGAGUAUCAGUCCUUGUUUAAUUUAGUAAACAUGGAUUUGCGAAUGCAUGUGUGCGAGGAAAAGAAAUUAAAGCAUGGCAUGAUACGUGACAAUAUCGGUUGGAAAGCAAUUAGUAAGAGUUUAGCUACCCGGACAGAUAUGGAUUGCUGUACCAAAUGGUAUAAACAAUUAUCAUCAUCCAUGGUGAAAGAAGAAAAAUGGGCCGACGUAGACGAUUAUUGGUUGCUGGAUGAACUUCUUAGGCUGGAUGCUUGCUGUGUUGAAGAUGUUGACUGGGAUAAUCUUCUGGAGCAUAGGCCUGGAGAUAUAACUCUUAAACGUUGGAGACAGAUGGUAAAUCACAUUGGUAUACAUGGACUGCUUUCCUUCGCAGAACAAGUAGAAGUGCUCGCCAAGCGCUAUUGUCCUGAGCUACUUGAAGUCAGAGAAGCUCUUGACAGCAGACCUGUGGUUGAUUGAGGUGUGGAUGUAGGAGGUGCCGGCUCAACAGAGAAGAUGGCAGAAAGUCCAGCCCAGAACAAAAGGACUACUCUCUACAGACUAAAUUGGUGCUUAAAAACAUUUAUUUGAUUCUCAUAGUUCCAUAUGUCUGAAGUAGUUUUUAUGUACUUGGUGAGGCAAUUAAAUGUUACAUAGUUGAAACCACUGUGGUCUGACACUGAAAAACUGUCAAUAGACAAAAUUCAUCAACACCUGUAUUUCAGGUUACUUGUGAAUUAACCUUUUAUGAA